GUGAGGAUUCCUGGCAUAUCAAGAGCUAGCAUUAGAACUGCUACAGGGUCAUCCUCGGCUAAUGUAGCCUUAGCAUUGGACCGGCUACGUGUCCAGUGUGACCGUGAACGCACCAGAGCCUGAUGUCAAGAGCCACGCUGAGGACUUCGCUGCUGAUCGCGUUAAAGUGAAGCUAACUUUGGGUUUAUCUUUGUGUGACAGUGUUGUCUCUGCGACAUCACGAAAAUGUUUGGGUAUGUGUGGCAGUACGUCUACACAUCCUUCCUGAGGUACUGGCUGAAGUGGCUCGUCAGACAGGCGACGGGGAAAUGUGAGCUGCAGAGAAUAUGCUCCAGAUACAAGCCGGGGGCUACAAGGACAACGAAAGCAGAAUACUCCCUGCGGUCUUCUAGGAGCAAGGUUUUAAGAGGAGCGUUAGAAAGCAGCAAGGAUAACUCAGAAAUAUGUGUGGAUCAAAUUAUGAAAGAGAAGAAUGUCAAACCCCAGAAAGAUCCCCUGUUCAAGCAGAGCCUGCACACCUGUGUGUUACAGAUAACAGGAUACGGCGGUUUGUAUACAUCUGUGGAAGACUUGAGAAAGGAGGUUUUCAGCUCGGACAAUGCAGAACACGAGGCAAUGCUCUUGAAGUUGUGGGACCUGUUGAUGCCAACAGUCAAGCUGGAAUCAAGAUUAACCAAACAGUGGGGAGACAUCGGAUUCCAAGGAGAUGACCCCAAGACCGACUUCAGAGGAAUGGGCUUACUGGGACUUAUCAACCUCGUUUUUUUCAGUGAAAACCACACAGAAGAGGCUCGACAGGUGUUGUCUCACGCAAACCAUCCUAAACUAGGGUAUUCAUAUGCCAUAGUUGGGAUCAACCUGACAGAGAUGGCCUACAGCCUCCUGAAGAGUGGUGCUUUGAAACCACAUUUCUACAACACAGUCCAGGGCCCACCAGAGCUCCAGCACUUCCAUCAGCUGUACUGUUACCUGGCGUAUGAAUUUGACAAGUUCUGGGUGUUAGAAGAGCCAGAAAGCAUCAUGCAGUUCAAUCAGUACAGGGAAAAAUUCCAUAACGUAGUCAGGACACAUCUACAGGACCCUGAUGUGUCCCUUACAUUGGCUGUCCAUUCUAAAAACUAAGAUAAACAAAUGACUGAAGUGGAUUAACCAUGCCCCACCUGAACUCUCCACAGCCCCUGACAUUGUUUCGUCACUUACAGGACGGUUCAGUGGAAGCAAUGAUAAACAUUACAAUGUAAAGGCAGACUGAAACUCACCUGGUCCUCCUCAGAAACUCAGACUAAUCCUCUGACAUUGGGUUUUAUGAUUCUAUACUUCUGGUCUUGUUAUAGUCAAACUUCACAGUUUUAAAGUAGAGCACAAAUCUACCACCCUAUACCUCAGAAGGUUUCAGUGUCUUUCAAAAAGGGGAAAGGAGAGCUGCCGUUUGUCGAAGCACUUUCAGUAAGCAGACAUCCAAAUAGUUUGUGUUACAGUUGUUGAAAAACUGUGAUUAGCCACCAUGUUUUUAGCUGUCUCGUUUGUAUUUGUUCUCACGAUUGUCCUGCUCAGGAAUUUGAUAUUUAUGACCACGACUGAAACUUCUCUAAUUCCAUUGUGGCGUUCUCAUCUUGUUUAACAUCCCCGUUGAUACCAUUAACAGCAUCUGGGUUAUGUGAUAAUGAUGUGAAACUCAAAAUUGUUCUUUUCAUAAAUUUGAAUAUUUGAAGACUGAUAUUGCAUUUUCAUUUCUAGCCCUUGCUGUGAUUGGCUUUUAGGGGGAAGUCAUGUAACGAUUAACACACCUAACUCGAAACCAAUAAAUACACAUUUUGAUGUUUUGAAA
Messenger RNA from Paralichthys olivaceus (Japanese flounder), 1828 nucleotides. It is a transcript of the gene elmod2, whose product is annotated as ELMO/CED-12 domain containing 2. Lineage: Eukaryota; Metazoa; Chordata; Actinopteri; Pleuronectiformes; Paralichthyidae. Gene Ontology annotation, cellular component: membrane. The record is from RefSeq and is a predicted model, not a curated record. Gene Ontology annotation, molecular function: GTPase activator activity.